AUGAUAUUAGUCAUAGUCUUCACGCCGGGUAUCCCCCGUAAUAACCCGUGUAGUAGUCCCCUACAAGAUGAAGGCUCACAUCAACAUUUCCGGCUGAGGAUCUUCCAAGUCGCAGACGUGGAUGGCAGCGGGUCCCUCAGCAAGGCCGAAGUCGGGACCUACCUUUGCCGCAAGGAAGUGACGGAGAAACUUCAGUCGUUGAAAUUGUUCGUGCCGGAUUGGUUAGAGAUCUUUGAUGCUAUGGAUGCAGACGGUGAUGGAGGCUUGAGCUGGGCAGAGCUGUCGACGGCCAUGCAGCGCAUUUGGACCCAGCUAGCUGGCAACGAGCCCGCAAAGACCGUGGCCGAUGAGCAAGCUGACUGCAUUGACCUAGGUGCCGCCAGCUUCUCCUCGCUGUGCCGGGUCGUGAUGAGCGCAUUGGAUGCAGUCGCCUGCGAAAUCCAAGCGCGCAACAAUGCGUCCGCGCGGGCCAAAGAGCUCGGAGAAGGUGGAUUGGCAGAAAUGGUGGCGGAAAUUCUCUACGUCCCUGAAGUGUUCAAGAUUGACAUCGACGAGCAGGUGGACGCGAUCAAUUGGUUCUGGACGUGGUGGAGACGACCGCGCCUAGCUAAGUUUGAGUUGUCCCAGCUUGCAAACGUCAUCUCCAAGGGAGUGGACCGCUAUGGGCACGACAGCGACUAUGUCAAGCCAAAGCAGUUUACCUUCGAUCCCUUGGACUCCGUUUUCAAGUCUACGGAUCCCACUGCACAGGAAGGAUCACAGGCCGCAGUUUUCCAGGAGCUGGGGAUACCCAUCCUGGAGAACGCCCUGGAUGCCUACAACGGCUGCAUCAUGGCCUAUGGGCAGACGGGCUCGGGAAAGAGCUACAGCGUGUUGGGCGACCCGGCCAGUGAAAGAGAUCAAGGCUUGCUGCCACGGGCGUGUGAAUGCUUGUUCGAGAUGAUCUCGAGGCAGAAGCAAAGCGUCGAGAAAGAGGGCACGCCAUUGCAGACUGCCGUGUUGGCCAGCUACCUGGAAAUCUACCAGGAGAAGAUGUAUGACCUGCUCGUGAACACAAGGACAGACCUGCAAGUCAGGCUCCAUCCUGCUCUCGGGCCACACGUUCCGGGCCUCAUUCAGAGCCCUGUGUCCACCAGCAAGGAGGUGCGCGAACUCUUGGAUUUCGGUGCCAAAAACCGAGCUGUGGGUGCUACGAGCAUGAAUGCCAACUCCUCGCGGUCUCAUGCAGUGUUCACCUUGGACAUUCGCUUGAGCUACUCAGGGCCACAAGCUCGAGAUCUUCAGUCUAGAAUCCACUUUGUGGACCUGGCUGGAAGCGAGAAGCAGAAGAAGACCCACGCUUCUGGAGAGCGGCUUCAGGAAGGCAUCGCCAUCAAUCAGUCACUGUCAGCUCUAAGCCGGGUCAUCCAGGCUCUUGCCGGAACAGCUGGAAGCGGCAUCUUACCCGUCUUCCGUGAGUCCAAGCUCACAUUGCUGCUAAAGGAUGCGCUCAGUGGCAACAGCCGCACAGUCUUGUUGGCCUGCAUAAGUCCUGCGCGUGCAAAUUUCGAAGAGACCAUCAGCACAUUGGAAUUUGCCGCACGCUGCAAAUUGAUUAAAACCAACGCCAAAAAGAACGAGCAGGAUAAGCGCGAGUUGAUCGAGACGCUCUCCAAAGAAAAACAAGAAGUUCAGGAUCGACUAGAGGCCGAGAGGCAACAAAAGCUUUUACUGCAGCAAGAACUGGAGCGGGAAGUGGAAGAAUCGAAGAAGAACCAGGACCUGGCGCAGAAGAUGCAGGAGGAAAAGCAGCGCAUUGAAGAACAGCUCAGAAGUUUGCAGAACGCGGAACAGCAGCUCCAGCUGGUUAAGAGGGAGCAGGACGACAAAGCACAGGAGUGGGAUCGCUUGCAGCGCCUGAACGAGGAGAAGGAGGCAGAGCUCCAGCAACGACUGCAGCAAAUUGAUGCCAGUCAUGCAGAAACGGCUGUGAUGGAGCGGCAGCUGCGCGAGCUUCGCGAACUGCAAGAGCGAGAAAGCCGAGCUAGAGCAGAGGAAAUGAGAACCAUGCAGGAGCGUGAACAAAGACAGCAACAGGAGCUGGAGCGCAUGCAGCAGAAGAAGGCAGAAGCACUUUCACAAGCUGAGCGAGAACGUCAGGAGGCCGUCGAGGAGCUUCAGGCCAAGCUGCAGGCAGUCCAGCAGCGUGAGGAGGAGGAGCGGCAGCGUGUGGAGGCUGCUCGGACGCUGGAGGCCGAGCUACGACAGCGCAUUGAGGAAGAAAUGAAGCGCUCGCAAAACAGAGAGGAGGACCUGAAGCGAGAACUACAAGGCCUUCAGAGCCUUAGCGACAGCUGGACUCUGAAGAACACCGAUAUCGAAAAGACGGCUCAGGAGCACAAAAUCUUCCGUGAGCGCCUUCUCAAAGAGCUUGGCAUAUCGGGGAUGGAGCAUGACGUGGAGGAUGCCCAAAAAGUUCCUCGGCUGGUAAACAUGAAUCCAGAUCCUUCCCUGGAGGGCUGCUUGAUCUACUACCUGCCGCUUGGCGAGACGAGAAUUGGGGCCGACAGGGAGCAAUGCCAUGUAUGCUUAGCUGGCCUGGAUGUUGCCGAUCUAGUUUGUGAGAUCGUGAACGACGAUCAUCAGAAGCUGGAGGUGCUCCCUUUACCAGAUGGCCUGGUUCGUGUCAAUGGCUGCCAAGUUGUGGAGGAUGCGCAGAUGCUUGAGAGUGGCGACCGCCUUGCGAUCGGGCGGGCUCACAUCUUCCGUGUGGUGAUCCCAGAAAACAGCUCUGCAGAGACAGCAGAAGAAGAGGACUUCGAGACAGCCAUGAAGGAGCUGCAAGCCAACAGCCAGGUUGACCCUCGAUGGAGACGCGGGGUGGAUGAUGCUGUCAUGAUCGUGAAGAGAGAUUAUGGCACGAAAGAGGCGAAUCUCCUGCUGGAGUCUGCGAAGGCAGCAUCUGAAGUGGUUGCUGAAGCCAAUGCCAUCCUCAAAGUGGUGCCGCAGGACUGGAGAAAUGGCGUAUCCCAUUACGAGCUGGCUGUUCUUUUUCAGGCUGAUGGCUUUCCCACGGUCUGUGUUGUAGCCAGAUCGGAGGAUGACCCGCUGCCUGUGCUAGAACAAGGCACCUGGCAGGAGCGAGGCUUCUCGGCAGGUAUUUGGGAGGCUGGACGGUUUUGGGAGGACCGUUUGCCGCUGAUGCACGAGGCCGCCGAGCUGCUGCAGCGGAGACCCACUCGAUGCCCCGUUGGCAUAGAGAGCUUCCUGGACACCGCAGUGGACACGGCAAAGGACCCGUCCAGCGAGUUGGACUGGGAGUUGCAGGCCUUUUCCGAGGUAGAGUUGGACACUUUCCAGGAGCUCUCCAACAAGUACAAGGAGCUGCAACUAGCCAAGAAGAAGAAGGAGGAGGAGGAGCGCAAGCAGGACGCAGGGCCAGGCAUUCUGGAUUUCUUCUUCGGAGCUCGAAAGCGAGGUCCAGAGGAAAGCAAAGACAGCAAGGAGUUGGUGCCCACGGCGCCCGCCCGGCUUUUCGAGUGGCUAAGUGGCCAGCUCCGUUCAGAGAAGGAGCCAGAGACUGGUGCAGCAGCUGCAGAAAAGUUCAAAGCAAAUGCUGUAAAGAAGGUUCGAGAGAAGCGUGAAGCCAGCGAGCCGCUAAAGUGCCGCAGGCCUUCAAUGGCACCGCGUGGAACGUUGGUUGCCGAAGCAGUUGCAGGCGGUGGCUAUUUGGAGGUGCCCAAAUCCAUGGUGAAGCGGUCAUCUUCCUCUUCCACGUCAUCAAACCGGCGGGCGACGGUGGCAGCCAAAGAUGCUUCCCCAAAAGGCGAGGCCUGGCCCGCAGCAGAGGACCUGCUGGAGAAAUUCACUUCCUCUCCCAAGGAUGACAUUCGAAUUGAUGUUGCUCGACUGGAGGCGCCCAUCCGCAGAGCGAGUAAGUCUGGAAUCGAAGUGGUGCAUCGGGAGCCUUCGCCCUCGAGUCCAGCAAGCCCGGCUCAGAGCCCGGCUCAGGAGGAUGAGCGCCUCACUGUCGAGAUCCUCGUGAAGGAGCUCUUCAACGAGGACAAGCUUGGCGUUCGCCUGCGGAUGGAAGGACUGGUAGUCAGCAACUUCGACGUUCCCGAGGCGGCUGACGUGGGAUGGCACUUCGGGGAUGAGAUAGUGGCCGUGAAUGGCCGCAGUGUCAGCACCCGAGAGGAGUUCCGCACCGUCUUGGCCAAUGCUCGCAAGCAGCUUCCCAUCACUUUCACAGUGAAGAGGCAGCGCCCCAGCUUGGGGAGAGCGCGGAGGACAGUGGCAGGGGCGAGGCCUCACACGGAGUCUACCAGUCUUGGGCCGCGAGAUAGAGCUGCGAAGCGAAAGGCGCGUGCAAGCACCAGCGUUCCCUACCGUGUAAAGGACACGGAGUGA
Messenger RNA from Symbiodinium pilosum, 4389 nucleotides. The record is from the annotation of a GenBank genome assembly. NCBI's taxonomy places the organism in Eukaryota, Dinophyceae, Suessiales, Symbiodiniaceae.